Molecule: messenger RNA, 1593 nt
Organism: Peromyscus maniculatus bairdii (prairie deer mouse)
Lineage: Eukaryota; Metazoa; Chordata; Mammalia; Rodentia; Cricetidae
Gene: Stx18
Product: syntaxin 18
Biological process (GO): retrograde vesicle-mediated transport, Golgi to endoplasmic reticulum; intracellular protein transport
Cellular component (GO): SNARE complex; endoplasmic reticulum; membrane
Molecular function (GO): SNAP receptor activity
Source: RefSeq, a predicted model, not a curated record
AGAGUGCGAAAACGGAACGUCCCUCAGCGACCUACCGGGUUCUUGCUGGGGUCGCCUACUGCUGACGUGUGCCGACCGGCUUCUGGCCGCGGUGUGGGUCGCUAUGGCGGUGGACAUCACACUCCUCUUCCGGGCAAGUGUCAAGACUGUGAAGACACGGAACAAGGCUUUGGGAGUGGCGGUGGGUGGCGGGGCCGAUGGCAGCCGGGAUGAGCUGUUCCGCCGAAGCCCUCGGCCCAAAGGAGACUUCUCCAGCCGGGCCCGUGAAGUGAUUUCUCACAUUGGGAAGCUGAGAGAUUUUCUCCUGGAACACAGGAAGGAGUAUAUUAAUGCUUACAGCCAUAUCAUGUCUGAAUAUGGGAGGAUGACGGACACAGAGCGAGACCAGAUAGACCAGGAUGCUCAGAUAUUCAUGAGGACCUGUUCAGAGGCAAUUCAGCAACUCCGAACAGAAGCCCACAAGGAGAUACAUUCCCAGCAAGUGAAGGAACACAGGACCGCAGUUAUGGAUUUCGUUGAAGAUUACUUAAAAAGAGUGUGUAAGCUUUACUCUGAACAAAGAGCCAUCCGAGUUAAGCGUGUGGUGGAUAAGAAGAGACUAUCUAAGCUGGAACCUGAGCCAAAUACAAAGAGGAAAGAACCCCCAUCUGAGAAAGCCUCACAGAAUGCUUCCCAGGACUCGGAAGAAAAGCCUGCCACCGAGGAGUUGCCAGAAAAGCCUUUGGCCGAAGCACAGCCUGAACUGGGAACCUGGGGCGAUGGCAGGGGUGAAGAUGAGCUGUCUCCAGAAGAGAUACAGAUGUUUGAACAAGAAAAUCAGCGACUCAUUGGUGAAAUGAACAGCUUAUUUGACGAAGUGAGGCAAAUCGAAGGGAAAGUCGUUGAAAUUUCCAGACUCCAAGAGAUAUUCACCGAAAAGGUUUUGCAACAGGAGACUGAAAUUGACAGCAUUCACCAGUUAGUUGUGGGGGCAACUGAAAACAUCAAGGAAGGCAACGAAGACAUACGAGAGGCCAUCAAAAACAACGCCGGCUUCCGAGUGUGGAUCCUCUUCUUCCUCGUGAUGUGUUCCUUCUCCUUGCUCUUCCUUGACUGGUACGACAGCUAGCCCACGAGGGCUGCACCUGUGUCUGCCCUGCUGUCCCAGACACACACACCACGUGCCAGCAGGUGUCUCUUCUGUUGUGUAGCUGUGUAAGGUCCAAGGGCUGGGGAGACAUGGCCCCCAAGCCAACCUUCGAAACCUGCCAGGACCUGGAAUUGCAUGGACUGAAAGUGCCCGAGGCGGUCUUCGGGGGCAGAGGAUAAAGGGGCGAGGCAGUCAGGAGUGGCACCUCCUGGAGGGCCACAAGUAUGACAGGGCUGAGCAGGACAGGGAGGGAUAUGGCACACCUGCUGUCCCCGUUACAAUGCUUGGGGCCUCGUCUCCUGCCCUUCCCACACCAGUAGCUUCAGGGGAGAACAUGCCUAAUGUUUCUAAAGUCAUUGGUUCUUACUUCCUCGUGGCGUCUCAUGUGUGCUGAUACGUGGCCAUUUUGUCAGAGAAAACAAUUCACAUCUGCCUUGUCAAGCUAAUAAAUGCAAUUACAGCCA